UGCAACACAGAGACAGUACUGCUUCACUCAAGAAAAGCCAGAGAGAGAGAGAGAGAGGCUAAGGCUAGUAGAAACAAAAAAUAAAUAAAUAAAUCGAAUGGGUAGUGAAACACGGAGCCUGACGGCUAAGAUCUGCGACUCGUGCAAGGCGGCCCCGUCGACGGUGUUCUGCCGCGCGGACUCCGCCUUCCUCUGCGUUGCGUGCGACGCCAACAUCCACGCCGCCAACAAGCUCGCGUCCCGCCACGCCCGCGUCUUGGUCUGCGAGGUCUGCGAGCACGCCCCCGCCGCCGUCACCUGCAAGGCCGACGCCGCAGCCCUCUGCCCCGCCUGCGACCGCGACAUCCACUCCGCCAACCCCCUCGCCCGCCGCCACGAACGCCUCCCCCUCGCCCCAUUCUACCACGCCAAGCCCCCCGCCGACGACUUCUCCGAGGAGGAGGAGGCGGAGGCCGCCUCUUGGCUCCUCCUCCCCAACGCCAUCGACAAGCCCGAAGAAUCCGGGUCGCCCGAGUACCUGUUCGCCGACACGAACCCCUAUGUGGACAUGGAUCUGAUCGGCGACGAGCACCACGAGCCGCGCAAUCGGUACUCCGCCGACGGAGUUGUCCCCGUGCAGAGCAGUAAGACCGAGUUUGGGCCGGUCCACUACCCAGAACCGGUUGUGGAUGGGUUCCCCACCUACGAAAUGGACUACUUCAGGCCCAAGCCUUUCAUGUACAACUUCACAGCCCAAUCUCUUAGCCAAAGUGUAUCGUCUUCAUCGAUGGAGGUUGGUGUGGUCCCAGAGCAGACGGCCAUGUCGGAAAAAUCCGAAGCGGAUCCUCCUCCUCCGGUUCCGGUUUCGGGGCAGGACAGAGAUGCUAGGGUUUUGAGAUACAGAGAGAAGAGGAAGAACAGGAAGUUUGAGAAAACCAUUAGAUACGCUUCCAGAAAGGCAUAUGCGGAGACACGGCCUAGAAUCAAAGGCAGGUUCGCCAAAAGGUCCGAUUCCCUUCUUUUUAAUUAAAUCUGUAAAUUUUCUUCUUCAAUUUGAGUUGUUAUUGAAUGUUGUUAUUCGAAGAUCACGCGGCUGGCCUGGCUGUUGUGUGUACGUAAGUUAGGCUUAUGUGUUUUCCCAGUUUGUAAUGAAAUCAAAUCUUGUGGGAUUCUCGUCAUCUCAAUUCUUGAAUUCAUUACUACUGUUGCCCAAAUCUCUUAUUACUGGUUUAUGGGUGGAAUAAGAAAUUGCCUUUCACCAUGUGGCCCAUGAUUGAGAAUUUCUAUUUAAACCAGUAAUCAGUGUUUUAGUUUCAUUCGCCAUGUGGCUGAUGAUUAAGAUUUUAUAUCUAUUUAAAUCGAGUUUAUUUUCACCAUGUGACGAAUGAUUGAGGUUUUUUUAUUCAAAUUCAUCAAACAUGUGCAAGAGUAGGUGACUGAGUAUUGUGUGUGUAAAUGAAGUUUACAUUUGCCUAGCUUGUUUGAUAGUAUUUUUUCAAUGUAAUCAAAACUCUUGACAAAUGGUGCAGCAUACAAGUAUUCUUCGUGAGUAAAAUAAAUAUGAUCCUUUGAAGAGUGAAUGGUGAGACAAUAUUAUGAAAUCAAAACUUUUUUGAUCAAAAUCACGAAAAACUAAGAAUAAAAAAAAGGAUAAUAGAAUUUGAAAUUGAUUUUGUGUAACAAAGUGUAGUACAUAAGAGUGUAUUGCAGAAUGGAAAUCACUUGUAAUAGAUUUGAAAGUUGCAGCAAGUGCAAAAUAAAACAUUUACCAGUUAUGGGUUGACGAGGGCAAGGUCGAUCCUAUUUCAUGGGGCAGUGAUAACUACAUGUGAGUAGGGUGAAAUCAACCAUUGUCACGCUACAAGAAUAAUCAUUUUUAGUGACGAUAAUUUUUGUCGCUAUGUCGUCACAAAAAAUAC
This is a messenger RNA of Striga asiatica, 1898 nucleotides long. NCBI's taxonomy places the organism in Eukaryota, Viridiplantae, Streptophyta, Magnoliopsida, Lamiales, Orobanchaceae. The record is from the annotation of a GenBank genome assembly.